CUGGAAGUGUCUUAAUAUUUUCCAGAACGGUUGUUCCUCCACGUUCGCGUUGUACAUCUCGCUUUGCGGUAGUUAUCGGUGCGUUUAUAUUUCGACGGAGCUAACGUGAAGGAAUUUUCCGCUUGAUUUUAGUCUGGACAGCAGUCUGCCAAUACAGCACCCAUAACCAUCGACUGCGAAACGCAAUUCGAGCUCACAAGUAAACCGCUCGUCGUCCCAGCCGUUCCUAACGCUGCAUAUUCCGCUGCAACAAACCAAGGUUAAAAAUAAACUCCUCCAAAGGCAAUCUUCGAUUUUCAUCCCUAUUGCACAAGAAGAUAUAUUAGUCCGAGAUCAGCGCUGUAGUUUCAAAUUUCGGCACCAGCUGCGUGGAGGGUGAAUAUUUGUGGUAGGAUUUACUAGAUCUACUUUUUGUGAGAUUAAUGGCGGAGACGUGGCAAGGGCCACCUAAACAAGGCUUGUACGACCCAAGUUUCGAAAAAGAAGCCUGCGGAGUCGGAUUCAUUGUUGCCAUCGAUGGAAAACGCUCGCACAAGAUUGUUCGCGAUGCACAGCGUCUUUCAACUUCCAUGAACCAUCGAGGCGCCUGUGCCUGCGAUAACGAUACCGGAGACGGAGCUGGUAUUUUGGCAGCAAUACCUCACGAUUUUUAUGCAGCCCAACUUAAGGAUUCUGAUAAUAUUCAACUAUCGCCAUUCGGUAAAUAUGCGACUGGCAUCAUUUUCCUCGAUAAACUUCACCAUCAAGAAUCCGAGGCCAAGUUCGGAGAACUCGCAGAAGAACUUGGAUUGUCGGUGCUUGCUUGGAGAACUGUGCCAACCGAGAGUUCUGUCAUUGGCACGAUGGCGAGAAAUUCGGAGCCCUUCAUGAGACAGGUGUUCGUAUACUAUAAUGGUGGUGACAUAACGGAUGAAGAAUUAGAUACACAGUUCUUCGUACUAAGGAAGAGGUCUUCGCAUGUCAUCCCAGCACCAGGAAAACGUUUUUACAUCUGCUCGUUGAGCAGACGAAUUAUAGUUUACAAGGGCCAACUGACAUCCGAUCAGUUGUGGACUUACUUUACCGACUUGUGUGAUCCCUUGUUCGAGACUUAUUUGGCAUUGGUCCACACGAGAUUCUCCACUAACACAUUUCCUAGUUGGGAAAGAGCACACCCCUUGAGGAUGUUAGCUCACAACGGCGAAAUAAAUACUCUUCGUGGAAAUGUUAAUUUCAUGAAGGCCAGGGAAGGUGUAAUGGAAAGCGACGUCUUCGGUCAGUCAUUACAAUCUCUCUAUCCCGUCGUCGAACCUAACUUGUCGGAUAGUGGUUCCGCGGAUUGUGUGCUCGAAUUUCUUGUGCACGCAGGCAAAAGGAGUCUUCCAGAAGCUGUAAUGACGAUGGUUCCAGAAGCUUGGCAGAAUGACCCUACGAUGUCUGAGGAGAAACGAAAUUAUUACCAUUGGGCUUCUUGCAUCAUGGAACCAUGGGACGGACCAGCACUGAUUUCGUUUACAGACGGUCGCUACAUUGGUGCAAUCUUGGAUAGAAAUGGCCUGAGACCUUCCAGGUUUUACCUUACCAAAGAUAAUAUUAUGGUCAUGGCUAGUGAGGUUGGCGUUUAUGACGUUGAUCCAUCAGAGGUUAUUUUAAAGAGUCGUUUGAAACCGGGAAGGAUGCUUUUGAUUGAUACAGAAGAAAAAUCAUUUAUACAGGAUGUAGCUUUGAAGCAGACUAUCGCUAAAUCACGUCCACAUACAGAGUGGCUCAAAGAACAGAUGAUUACCAUGGAUGAUUUUCGGAAGGCCCAUUUGGAAGCCGGUCAUUCGCUGGAUGCCGAAUAUCAGCCCAGCGGCUUAGCCGACCAAAGGUUGUCGCUGUUUAACUAUUCAACUGAAACCAUUUAUAUGCUCCUUCUUCCGAUGAUUCAAAGCAAAAAAGAAGCGCUGGGUUCAAUGGGCAACGAUGUGCCGUUAGCAUGUCUCUCUCAGUUUACACCUCUUCUUUAUGAUUACUUCAAGCAGCUCUUCGCGCAAGUUACAAAUCCACCUAUUGAUCCAUUUCGUGAAAAAGUUGUUAUGUCUUUGCAAUGUCCGAUAGGUCCAGAAGCUAAUAUCUUGCAACCCAGCUCUAAACAAGUGCAUCGCUUAUGGUUAAAACAACCUAUUCUGUCCAUUUCUGACCUGAAUGUAUUGAAAUUAACAAACCACCGGAACUGGUCAUCGAAAAUCAUUGACUUGACCUACCCUGCAGAAGACGGUCCGAAUAGAAUGGUCCCGCGUCUUAUGGAAAUCUGUAAAGAAGCAGAAGAAGCAUCUGAAAAACACCAAAUAAUAAUAUUGUCCGAUCGUAAUGCCGGUCAAGAGAGGGUACCAAUCAGCUGCUUACUCUCCCUUGGUGCCGUACAUCAUCAUUUAAUUGAAACUAGAUCUAGGAUGAAAGUAGCUCUGAUCGUAGAGUCGGCGGAGAUUCGCGAGGUUCAUCAUAUUUGUGUACUGCUGGGUUAUGGAGCAGAUGCGAUUUGCCCAUAUUUAGCAAUGGAAUUAGCGAGGAGUUUAAGAGAGAGCGGUGUCUUGGACGCGUCAUUUACAGAUGAAGUUAUAUAUGAGAAUUAUUCACAGGCCAUGCAAACGGGAAUCAGCAAAGUUAUGGCCAAAAUGGGUAUCUCCACUCUGCAGUCUUACAAGGGCGCUCAAAUUUUUGAGGCCGUCGGUUUGGCAGAUGAUGUCAUCGACAAAUGUUUUAAAGGAACCCCAUCAAGAAUUGGAGGUGUUACUCUUGACAUGCUGGCAAUGGAAAGUUUUGAACGAUACAAUAAUACCUAUAAAUUAGCUCCAGACCGUUUGGUACUCAGAGACAUCGGUAAUUUCCAUUGGCGAGCCGGAGGUGAACAACAUUUAAAUCAACCGGAAAGUAUUGCUGCAUUACAAAUAUCUGCACAGACUAAAAAUGAGAAUGAUUACAAGAUGUUCCAAGAAUCAACUAUGCAAUCCGUUAGAAAUUGCAUGCUUAGAGGCAGACUUCUAUUAAGAACUUUAGAUCACCAACUUCCAUUGUCCGAAGUCGAACCCGCCUCGGAAAUUGUGAAGAGGUUCGUGACGGGGGCCAUGAGUUUUGGUUCAAUCAGUAUAGAAUCACAUCAAACUUUAGCUGUAGCAAUGAAUAAGAUUGGAGGGAAAAGUAACACUGGUGAAGGUGGCGAGAAUCCGGAAAGAUAUUUGGACAACAAGAGCAGAUCUGCAAUAAAGCAAGUUGCAUCCGGUCGAUUCGGGGUAACAUCAUCAUACUUAGCACAUGCUGAUGAUAUCCAAAUCAAGAUGGCACAAGGCGCUAAACCUGGUGAAGGCGGAGAGUUGCCGGGAUAUAAAGUUUCUGCAGACAUUGCAAAGACUCGUCAUUCCGUCGCCGGCGUUGGUUUGAUAUCGCCACCUCCUCACCAUGACAUAUACUCAAUUGAAGAUUUAGCCGAAUUAAUUUACGACUUGAAGUGUGCCAACCCAGAAGCUAGAAUAUCUGUUAAGUUGGUUUCAGAGGUUGGCGUUGGAGUCGUUGCAUCUGGUGUUGCCAAAGGAAAAGCAGAGCACAUUGUUGUAUCUGGACAUGAUGGGGGAACUGGCGCUAGCAGUUGGACUGGCAUCAAAAGUGCAGGUUUACCUUGGGAACUUGGAAUUGCUGAAACGCACCAGGUGCUUGUACUUAACAAUUUAAGAUCCAGAAUUGUCUUACAAGCAGAUGGUCAAAUAAGAACAGGUUUCGAUGUGGUAGUUGCAGCUCUAUUGGGUGCGGAUGAGGUGGGUUUCAGUACGGCUCCCUUGAUUGUCAUGGGUUGCACUAUGAUGCGAAAAUGCCAUCUAAAUACCUGUCCCGUUGGUAUAGCAACACAGGAUCCCGUACUCAGAAAGAAGUUCAGCGGACAACCCGAACACGUCGUGAACUACAUGUUUAUGUUAGCGGAAGAAGUACGACAGCAUAUGGCCUCACUCGGUGUUCGCACGUACCAAGAAUUAAUAGGACGCACCGAUCUCCUCAUGGAAUCGAAUACAGGCAAUUCGAAAGCGAGAACAUUGAAUCUAAAUUUGAUUCUGCAGAACGCUUUACAUUUAAGACCAGGGGUAAAUAUUAAAGGUGGUUCAAUAACGCAAGAUUUCCAACUGGAACUACGUUUAGAUAAUGAAUUGAUUGAACUAUCUCAACCGGUUAUUGACGGAACUGAGCCAACGGUUGACAUACAUAUGAACAUUACCAAUGAAUGUCGUGCUUUUGGAAGCACACUCAGUUAUCACAUUUCUAAAAAAUACUACGAAGAUGGAUUACCAGAUGGUCAAACAAUUAAUAUAAAUUUAACAGGUUCCGCAGGACAGAGCUUUUGCGCUUUUCUAGCCAAAGGUGUUACGUGCACAUUAGAAGGAGAUGCCAAUGAUUACGUUGGCAAAGGUUUAUCUGGUGGCACCAUUGUUAUAUAUCCACCGAAAGUAUCUCCAUUUGAAUCGCACAUAAAUGUUAUUGUUGGAAAUGUAUGUUUGUAUGGUGCCACUUCUGGAAAAGCUUUUAUGCGAGGAAUUGCGUCUGAAAGGUUUGCUGUUAGAAACUCUGGAGCCGUUGCUGUGGUUGAAGGAGUAGGAGACCAUGCAUGCGAAUAUAUGACUGGUGGCGUUAUUUUGAUCUUAGGUUUGACUGGCAGGAAUUUUGCCGCUGGUAUGUCUGGCGGGAUUGCAUACGUUUGGGAUAUUGAUGAUACAUUUGAAAGCAAAUGUAAUUUGGAAUUGGUGGAACUAUCCAAGUUGGAGGAACCCAGCGAUUUACUGCUUAUCAAGGAAUUAUUGACAGAAUUCAUUGAACAAACUGGAAGUGUUGUCGCUCAAGAUAUUUUGAAUGAUUUUGAAAAUAAGAUGAAACAAUUUAUUAAAGUUUUCCCAUACGAAUAUCAACGUGCACUAAAACGGGCAGCUAUCGAGCAGAAAGUUAACAAUAGCGUGAAAAUUCAGAACGGCAAUCACGAACCUAAAAUCAUGGACAUCGAGGACGCAAUUCCAGAUCAGCAUGUUGAAAAAAGGAAGGCGGAACGUGCUCUCGACAAAGUUCGAGGAUUCAUGAAAUACCCUCGAGAGACUGGCUUGUACAGGCCUGCCGAGAAGCGGAUGAAAGAUUGGAAUGAAAUUUACAAUUUCCAACAUGUUCGCAAGGGUUUGAGGGUACAAGCUGCUCGCUGUAUGGAAUGCGGUGUACCUUUUUGUCAAUCUAAAACCCACGGAUGCCCAUUAGGCAAUAUCAUACCAAAGUGGAAUUUACUAGUUUUCCAAAAUCAAUGGAAGCAAGCUCUGGAUCACUUGCUGCAAACGAAUAAUUUCCCAGAGUUUACUGGUAGAGUUUGUCCUGCGCCAUGCGAAACAGCCUGCGUACUUGGUAUAUCGGAACCUUCGGUUACCAUUAAAAAUAUUGAAUGCACUAUAAUCGAUUAUGCGUUUGAAAACGGAUGGAUUGUGCCACAGAUACCAUCAAUAAGAACAGGAAAAACGGUUGCAAUCGUUGGCUCCGGACCGUCCGGCUUAGCGUGCGCUCAUCAAUUAAACAAAUGUGGGCAUUUGGUGACAGUCUUUGAGAGAAACGAUCGUGUUGGUGGAUUACUUCAAUAUGGUAUUCCCACGAUGAAGCUGAGCAAAACCAUAGUUCAGAGACGUGUCGAUCUGUUAACUGCGGAAGGAAUAAUCUUCAAAACAAACGUUAAUAUUGGAAAAGAUAUUUCUGCUAAAGAUUUAAGUGAAGAGUAUGAUGCUGUUGUACUUUGCACAGGUGCAACUUGGCCAAGAGAUCUUCCUAUAAUGGGUCGCCAAUUGAAGGGCGUCCACUUUGCUAUGGAAUUUCUAGAAAACUGGCAAAAAAAACAGAUGGGAGUACACAAAGAUGGUCCCCACGCCAAGGAUAAGAAUGUAAUUGUUAUCGGCGGUGGUGACACUGGAUGCGACUGCAUCGCAACAUCACUUCGACAAGGAGCAUCGUCGAUCGUCUCUUUAGAAUUGCUACCAGAACCGAUGCACGAAAGAAGCAAAGAAGUCCCGUGGCCACUGCUUGUAAGAUUAUUCAGGGUUGAUUACGGUCAUGAGGAAGUUAAAGUUCGACAUGGAUCUGAUCCCAGAGUGUUUGACACAUUGACAAAGGAAUUUAUGGAUGACGGCAAAGGUAAUGUUUGCGGCGUGCGUACAAUUAAUGCUGGAUGGAAAAGAGAUGAUACUGGAUUAUGGAAGAUGAAUCAGAAGGAGAGUACCGAGAAAAUUUACAAAGCCGAUUUGGUCCUUUUGGCUAUGGGUUUUGUUGGACCGGAAAGAGUUAUUGCUAGAGAGUUAGAUCUGACAUACAGCGCCUUAUCCAGCUUUGAGACAAAAGAUUACAAAACCAAAGUGUCCAAUGUUUUUGCAGCCGGUGAUUGCCGCAUAGGUCAAAGCUUAGUUGUUAAAGCUAUAGCGGAAGGAAGACAAGCUGCCAAACGAGUCGAUGACUUUUUGAGCAAUGGCCAGUCUGCUCUUCCCGGACCUGGAGGGAUUAUCCAACCUAAUCCGAUUCAUUGUGAAGCUUGAACACCACAAUAUUUUAAUUAUUAUCAAUUGUAUUAGUUACCGAAACACAGAAUACGUGAAUAGUAUAAAUGCAUUUGAAUUAUUGCCUAGUUUAGUGAUGUUGGCUAAUAUAUUAACUUUCUAUUGCUGUUACAAUGUAGAUUGGCUGGAACGACAGUAAAAUGAUUUCUUCUACUUCUUGAAAUAUGUGCACGAAGAAAAUAGAUAUAAAAAGUAAUUUAUAUUUGUUA
Nicrophorus vespilloides is the source of this 6781-nucleotide messenger RNA. RefSeq names its product glutamate synthase [NADH], amyloplastic. The coding region runs from base 423 to 6551 and encodes 2042 amino acids. The record is from RefSeq and is a predicted model, not a curated record. Gene Ontology annotation, molecular function: glutamate synthase (NADH) activity; iron-sulfur cluster binding; iron ion binding. The transcript is spliced from 20 exons. Lineage: Eukaryota; Metazoa; Arthropoda; Insecta; Coleoptera; Silphidae.